CAAAGCCCUAAAAUCCGUUUACACAAAACCCUUGAAAUCUCUGUUAACUCUUUCUCUGUGUUGUUUCAUUCCUUUUGCAUUUGAUUUGAAGACGCCGUCGGCAUAAACAUGAAGGUGAUCGCCGCAUACUUGCUCGCCGUUCUCGGAGGCAACAACACCCCCUCCGCCAAAACCAUCAAGGACAUCCUUGGAUCCGUUGGAGCAGAAGCAGAAGAUGGCAACAUUGAAUUGUUUUUGUCUGAAAUUAAGGGCAAAGAUAUAGCUGAGGUGAUUGCUUCUGGUAAGGAAAAGUUGGCAUCAGUGCCUUCUGGUGGUGGUGGUGGCGGUGUUGCUGUUGGUGCUGCACCUGCGAGUGGUGGUGCUGCUCCUGCAGCUGCCGAGGCAAAGAAAGAGGAGAAGGUUGAAGAGAAAGAGGAAUCUGAUGAUGAUAUGGGAUUCAGCCUUUUUGAUUAAGUCUGUGGUUGCUGAGUUUAUUUGAGUUUUGUUCCAUAGUGUAGUGUGGUUUUAUUUUAUUUCAGUGAUCAACGCCUAAGUGGACGAGUUUAGUUUAAUAUUGUAGUUUCUUAAUGUUAUGAUGGAAGUUAUAUUUCUGCCAUCACAGUGUAGCUUAUUUCUUGUUUUACCUUUUCAUCAUACAGUUAUUUCCUUUUUAUCUUAUUUUGAAGUUGAAUA
Lathyrus oleraceus (garden pea) is the source of this 672-nucleotide messenger RNA. Its product is annotated as 60S acidic ribosomal protein P2-4. Gene Ontology annotation, molecular function: structural constituent of ribosome. The transcript is spliced from 3 exons. Lineage: Eukaryota; Viridiplantae; Streptophyta; Magnoliopsida; Fabales; Fabaceae. The record is from RefSeq and is a predicted model, not a curated record. Gene Ontology annotation, biological process: cytoplasmic translational elongation. The coding region runs from base 109 to 453 and encodes 114 amino acids. Gene Ontology annotation, cellular component: cytosolic large ribosomal subunit; ribosome.